Adineta steineri is the source of this 1440-nucleotide messenger RNA. Lineage: Eukaryota; Metazoa; Rotifera; Eurotatoria; Adinetida; Adinetidae. The record is from the annotation of a GenBank genome assembly.
AUGUUUUCAUGUGACAAUCUCAAAGCAAAAAUUUCUCUGGAUAUAGCCAUUGUGGGAGCUGGUAUUGGAGGCCUUUCCGCAGCUUUGGCUUGUAAUAGAGCUGGUAUGUCGGUGACGAUCUAUGAAGGUGUAUCCGAACUAAAAGAGAUUGGUGCAGGUAUUCAACUUGGACCUAAUAUGUUUCGAAUCUUGCGUCAUUGGGGAAUCUACGAUCCGGUACAUCUCAAAGGUGUUACUCUUAAAGAACUUUCGCUUCGACGAUAUGCUGACGAUAGCGAACUCUCUCGAAUAUCUUUGAGUAACGCUGAAAAAGUCUAUGGCGCUUCAAUGGUGACUGUUCAUCGAGCUGAUAUUCAAAAAGUCCUGAGAGAAGAAGUUGAAGCUGCACGUAUUCAUAUCGAAUUAGGAUCGCGUGUUCAAGACAUCGAUUUCAAGAACACUCGUAUAAAAAUUGAACAUUGUUCUAAUUGGAUCAAGAAAGAUGUGAUCAUUGCAGCGGAUGGUAUCAAAUCCAUUAGUCGCAAGAAAAUAUUAAUGAUGCAUGGAAGAAAAGACAGAAUAAGGGACACAGGCGAUGCAGCAUGGAGAAUUCUAAUUCCUGCUGAGCAAAUAUAUAAAAGUAAAGAUAUUGAUCUGAUCGAAAUGCUUGACAAUCAAAUUGCAUUUCGAUGGAUAGGUCCUGAUGGACAUAUUGUUACCUAUCCAAUUCGUAAUAACAGAUUUCUUAAUGUGGUUUUUAUUCAUUCUAAAAAGCCAUCUGUACAUGAAUCGUGGACGAACAAAUCAGAUAAGAAAGAAAUAGUCAAAUUUUAUAAAGAUUGGACACCUCGAAUCAAGAAAUUACUUGAUUACGUACCAGACGGAGAAAUAAUAGAAUGGAAUCUGUACGAUUGUAAUCCAUUAAUUACAUGGAUUGAAGGCAAUGUGGCACUCUUAGGUGACGCAGCACAUCCAAUGCUACCAUAUAUUGCUCAAGGCGCAGCUCAAGCUGUGGAAGAUGCAGCUGUUCUAGCCAUCUCGCUCGCUAUGAUCGACAACAAAAAUCAAAUUAAUACAGCAUUAAAAGUAUAUGAACUAUUACGCAAAGAACGAGCUGAGAUCAUACAGACUUCUGCAGUUCAUAUGCGUCAAACUUUACAUCUACAUGAUGGAAAACAGCAAGAAGAGCGAGAUGAUCUGAUACGCAAUAAAGGCAAAGGAGAUUGCAAUCCUGAUCUGUUGUCGGAUGAAUCAUUUGAAGCAUGGUGUUGGGGAACGGAUGUACAACAACAAGCAAUCACCAUGUGGAAUCAGCUUGUAGAACUUAUUUUGAAAGGCGAACAAAUCCAAUCAUCUCCUGAUACAAAAGAACUACCAUGGUUGAAACUAUUGAAAAAAUGGCAACUGAUCCAAAAUGAUCAAGCAACAACACGUAAUUCUACACUCUCAAGAUUUAACUAA